AUGGAGCGUAGGUUUAGAACGUUUAUAGCACAGUAUGUUAUUUUUGUUCAUGAUCGUUCUAUUUAAUUUUUUGUACCUACAGGAAAGGUACCAAUUAACUUUUUUUUUUCUGUGCAAUAUGGACAAAUUGGUAUUUAUUGGUGACUGGGUUAAAGAUAGAGUUUUGGGAUCAGGCAGUUUCGGUAUAGUUGUACUUUGGAAACAUCAGAAGACUCAAGAAAGACUCGCUAUCAAAACUUGUAAAUGGGGCGAGGAACUCACAGAUAAACACAAAGAAAGAUGGACAAAAGAAGUGGAAAUUCUCAAAACUUACCACAACCCUAACAUUGUCGGAACAAAACCUUUACCCCCAGAACUAGAGGAAGGUUUACACUCUGUCAAUCCUUCUAAAUUGCCUAUUUUAUGUAUGGAAUUUUGCGCUGGAGGUAAUUUAAGACAACACUUGAAUCUAGCCGAAUCUUGCAAUGGUUUGAGAGAAGUACAAGUUCGUCAGAUACUAAAGGAUAUGGGGAAUGCUCUUCAAUUCCUCCAUAGUAAUAAAAUUACACACAGAGAUGUCAAACCAGAGAAUAUUGUCAUACAUGUUUUAGAAAAUGAGAAUGGAAUCCAAGGUAGGAAAAAAGUUGUAUAUAAACUCAUUGACCUUGGUUAUGCCAAAGAAAUUGAUUCAAAUUCUGUAUGUGCCAGCUUUGUAGGGACUUUGCAAUACCUAGCCCCAGAAAUAUUUUACAGUAAAACAUAUAGCAACUCUGUGGACUUUUGGUCUUUUGGGCUCCUAGCAUUUGAAGUGAUUUGUGGCACUCGGCCCUUUCUUCCGUUUAUGGCCCCUGUGCAGUGGAUGCCGCAUGUUAAAGCCAAAACACAUGACAACAUAUGUGUGUAUGAAACUUUUCAUGGUGAUAUUAAAUAUUCAAAUGAAAUAUUCCCUGAAAAUCAUAUAUCUAAGCCCUUGAAGAUUUUAAUUGAGGAAUGGUUAAAGGUAGCUCUGGAAUGGGAUCCAAAACUGAGAGGAAGAGAUGCUCCUUCUAAGGUAACAUUUAAUAUACCAUCUGAAGAAAAGGGUAUCACAACAAGCAACAUUAUUGUUUUUAGUCUACUGGAAAAUAUUUUAUCUAGAAAAAUUCUUAAAGUAUUUUCAGUUCCCACAUUGACACAGCAUGCAUAUGAAAUUUUUGACACAACUACUUCUGCUACAUUGAAAAAUUGGAUUGAAAAAGAUUUAGGCAUUGCUCCUGUGGACCAAAUAUUAAUUUCCCAAAAUAACUAUGCAAAUAUUGAUAAUGACAAUGUUCUUGUAAAACAUUGGGAUGACAGUGGUACUUACAUAAUAUUUCUGUUCAGUAAAUCAUAUUUAAUAAAAGAAAAUACAGAAGUCAUAGUGCCCGAACUGGUCCAGCGAUAUACAAAAUCUUCAGUGUCAUUGGAACUCCUACAGAAUUUUAAAAACUGUCAGAAUUUGUAUAAGAACAGUUUUUACUUUGUUAUGACUCAGAUGGAAACUUAUGAUUCCCUUAUUAAAGGGUUAUUUGUCAGAGCAGAAUCACUUAAAAAUGAGAGUAAAGAUUUACUUCUUAGACACAAUGAAGUAGAUAAGGCUAUAGGUAAACUACUUGUUAAGGAAGAAACUAUUAAAAAAUUCAGUGAACAAGGAAAAGAACAUAUAUGUCAUUUGAAAGAAAAUGGAUUAAGCACUAAUGUUUUGGGUGGAUUUGAGAAACUAUUUAUAGAAGUAGAUGAAGUAACUGAAGACAUAAGUAAAUUACAAAGUGCAUGGUCUCAGUUGACUGUCAGAGUUGAGUCAGCAGCUAGACGUCGUAUUGAAGGCAUUCCCACAGAACUGAACACAUUUGUUACCAAAUACAAUUAUCAAGCUCUUUUCACUAGAGCUCAAAAUACUUAUGUUGCAUACAAGAGAGUUGAAAACUUUAAUGAUUCUAAAAGCAGAGAAAAGGUGAUUGACAUUAUACAAGUUUUCAAAGAUUGUAUUAAAUUAAGAAAUAAAAUACUUGCUGAAAUGCGUCAUCAGCCAUUUUAUCUCAAAAUAAUGGACUUGAGUAUUGAACUUUCUAAGAUUUCGGAAAUUAUUACAAAUGCUUCAGGUCAUGCACAACAGAUAAGCAGCCAAUCAAAUUCUAUCAUGGAAAAGCUUUCUAAAUGCAUGUGGUCUACAAUAAGUCUAUUAGCCGGUGAUGCUAAUAACAUAGCUGAUCUUCCAUAUAGUGUUGUUUCAAUACAGAAAAGUAAUUUUAAAAUUGGGGAACCUGUGUCUAGUCAUUGUAUGAAAAUUGUAGACACCAAUAAUGUUAAAGAAGAUGAGGAACUUAAAUCACUCAUAGAAGAAAGUUUGAAACUAAGGCAAAGUCACAUUCAACUGACAGAAAAAAUUAAACUGUCUAAAAAUUUGUUAGACAAAAAGACUAAUUUGGAUUUUAGCUUUUUAAAUGAUCAAUAACAUUUUAUUGUUAUAUGCUAAUGCAUGCGUGGUUUGAGUAGGUAUUUUGAUAUUUUUUUGUUUCAUUUAUCAAAAUCAUUUAUUGUUUACAUAUUACAUAUUUUGUCAUAGACAACUUUUUCAAUAGUGUUAUGUCAGUAACAUACGUAAAGUAAGUACCCAAUGUUGACAUGUGCAAGAGUAAUGAAAUCACAUAAAUCUAGUCUAUUCUGUUAAGUGUUUAUUAGGCAGUAAAAUUGAAUAUUUGGUGCUAUUUUAUAAUAGAUUUUUUAGAAAUAUAGAUAUAUAUGAUAUUUUGUUACUCAUACAAAAAUCAUUGUUAACAAAAUGUGAGUAAUAUUUUUUUAUUAAGAUUUUAUAUAAAAUACAGUACACAAAGCUCGUUUUAUCAUAUUUGUUAAACUGCUUUUUAUAAAUGAUAUUAAAACAC
Chilo suppressalis (striped riceborer) is the source of this 2882-nucleotide messenger RNA. The record is from the annotation of a GenBank genome assembly. NCBI's taxonomy places the organism in Eukaryota, Metazoa, Arthropoda, Insecta, Lepidoptera, Crambidae.